Messenger RNA from Laccaria bicolor S238N-H82, 729 nucleotides. RefSeq lists its product as uncharacterized. The transcript has 3 exons. The record is from RefSeq and is a predicted model, not a curated record. The coding region runs from base 1 to 729 and encodes 242 amino acids. NCBI's taxonomy places the organism in Eukaryota, Fungi, Basidiomycota, Agaricomycetes, Agaricales, Hydnangiaceae.
AUGCAAUGCUCCUGCUCACAAUGCAUCCACAGAGAUGUCAUCUCCUUCUCGGCAAUUUUCGUUUGGUGCGGUUUCCAAACGGGUAACUUUGUCCAGCUUGCUAUCGCCCUAGCGCGUCUCUUCAACGGACCUUCGGGGUCCCGAGACACUUGGUUCCACAGAGCCGAUCAACAAGCACUAACCUCGCUAAUCUCCUUCAACGCAGGCGCGUUCAUAGGGCGCAUUGGCGACCGUGUGGGUGCCCACAAGCGUAUAUGGCUCAUCGGCGGCACCUUCAUCCAGGCUAUGCUUACCAUGGCUGCUGCUAUCAUUUUUUGGAAGAGCGGCCAACCGAGUAUAUCGAACGCUAGAGACGAUCCGGCGUGGAUAAGCGUGGAGACGUUCGUUGGUCUCGCAUUCAUGAGUGCUAGUCUGGGUGUUCAAGGUAUCUUGGGGAAAAGACUAAAUACUCAUUUCGGAACUACCAUCGUACUCACAACUAUCUGGGUGGAGCUCAUGUCUGACCCACGCCUCUUUCGUCUCCGACAACGCGUGACGACGCGAGAUCACCGACUUAUCGCUGCAGCCUCUCUAUUCACCGGUGCCUUCGUCGGCCGCGCCAUAGUACAGAAAAUUGGUACCGCCGGAACGCUGGGAAUUGGCGUUGGCUUCAGGAUUCUCAGCUGCUUCACGUGGCUUUUCGUACCCACCAAGCGUGGUAUCAUGCUCCCUCCCACCGACGCUGAGUGA